Molecule: messenger RNA, 1410 nt
Organism: Antechinus flavipes (yellow-footed antechinus)
Lineage: Eukaryota; Metazoa; Chordata; Mammalia; Dasyuromorphia; Dasyuridae
Gene: CA13
Product: carbonic anhydrase 13
Exons: 7
Coding region: 128-916 (262 amino acids)
Cellular component (GO): cytoplasm
Molecular function (GO): zinc ion binding; carbonate dehydratase activity
Source: RefSeq, a predicted model, not a curated record
AGCGCUCGGAGUUGGUGGCGCCGCUUGUCCGAACGCUGCGCGCUGGCUGUCCGCCUGUCCGCUCGGAGUUCUUUCUUUCUCUCGGAAGUCCCACGCGGCCUUUCCUCAUACUCAUCCUGAGGGAACCAUGUCCAGACUCAGCUGGGGAUACUGCGAACACAACGGCCCUAUUCAUUGGAGUGAACUUUUUCCAAUUGCUGAUGGUGAUCACCAAUCUCCGAUUGAGAUUAAUACCAAAGAAGUGAAAUAUGAUUCUUCUCUCCAGCCUCUCAGUAUCAAGUAUGAUCCAACUUCAGCUAAAAUAAUCAGCAAUAGUGGUCAUUCCUUCAAUGUGGACUUUGAUGAUUCAGAAGACAAAUCAGUUCUGAGAGGAGGUCCCCUCACUGGAAUUUACAGACUACGGCAAUUUCACCUUCAUUGGGGCUCCACUGACGAUCAGGGCUCUGAGCAUGCAGUAGAUGGAAUGAAAUAUGCAGCAGAGCUCCAUGUGGUUCACUGGAAUUCAGACAAGUACCCCAGCUUUGUUGAGGCAGCUCAUGAACCUGAUGGAUUGGCUGUUUUAGGUAUUUUUUUACAAAUUGGUGAACAUAAUCUACAACUGCAGAAAAUUACUGAUAUUUUGGACUCCAUUAAGGAAAAGGGUAAACAAAUCCGUUUCACCAAUUUUGAUCCAACAACUCUACUUCCUCCAUCGUGGGACUACUGGACAUACCCAGGCUCCCUUACAGUUCCACCUCUUUUGGAGAGUGUCACUUGGAUAGUUUUAAAGCAGCCUAUAAAUAUCAGCUCUCAACAGCUAGCCAAAUUCCGAAGUCUUCUGUACACUGCAGAGGGUGAGGCAGCUGCCUUCUUGUUGAGCAACCACCGUCCACCACAACCUCUGAAGGGCCGGAAAGUGAGAGCCUCGUUCCGCUAAAAGUUUUCCCUGAAAAUAACUGAAACACAUAGAUAGGACUGUGGAAGGGUCUUUUUUAAAUUCACCCAGAGUGAUUUGCUUGAAACCUUAUUUAGUUUAUGGGCAUGACAUUUUGAAGACUGAAGUCCUGAAUUUAUUCAUGAUGAAAGAACACUUCUUUUAAUCGUUAGUGCAAAAUGUAAUUUGGUCACCCCAGAUUAGCAUGUUAGCACAUAUGCAUUAAAUGUUGUUUGUCUUGUCUCAGACUGUGAAAUUACCUUCAUGUCCAUUGGUGAGAAAGUAUCCUGAACAAUACGCCUUGCCAGGGAAGCCAAAUUGCUCACUUCUCUUAAGGAAUUUCUAGUUAAAAACUGAAUUUUGUCUUUAAUGUUAGUAGGAUUUUACUAGUCCUAAUACCAAUGAAUCUGUUUAGCCAAUUAAUUGAGAGUUUUUAAAUUGUAACCUGUGGAUGCUGUCUCUUUUUAAAAUAAAUCUUUGUCUUAAUUGCCAAUUUA